AAUAAGGUGUAUUUGUAUGACAAAGUUUUCAAACCCAACGCCACCCAAGAAAAGGUAUACAAUGAAGCAGCUAAAGCUAUUGUUAAAGAUGUCCUUAUGGGCUACAAUGGAACAAUAUUUGCCUAUGGCCAGACAUCUAGUGGAAAAACACACACGAUGGAAGGUGUGCUGGACGACUCAAUCAGGCAAGGGAUAAUUCCACGUAUUGUUAACGACAUAUUUAAUUAUAUCUACUCGAUGGAUGAAAAUGUAGAGUUUCACAUCAAGGUAUCUUACUUUGAAAUUUAUCUCGACAAGAUAAGAGAUCUUUUGGAUGGUAAGUCAUAGUCAAUAGU
Molecule: messenger RNA, 335 nt
Organism: Limulus polyphemus (Atlantic horseshoe crab)
Lineage: Eukaryota; Metazoa; Arthropoda; Merostomata; Xiphosura; Limulidae
Product: kinesin heavy chain-like
Exons: 4
Biological process (GO): microtubule-based movement
Molecular function (GO): ATP binding; microtubule motor activity; microtubule binding
Source: RefSeq, a predicted model, not a curated record